Drosophila sechellia is the source of this 4484-nucleotide messenger RNA. RefSeq names its product Kinesin family member 19A (gene Kif19A). NCBI's taxonomy places the organism in Eukaryota, Metazoa, Arthropoda, Insecta, Diptera, Drosophilidae. Gene Ontology annotation, molecular function: microtubule binding; ATP binding; microtubule motor activity. The coding region runs from base 2000 to 4252 and encodes 750 amino acids. The transcript has 5 exons. The record is from RefSeq and is a predicted model, not a curated record. Gene Ontology annotation, biological process: microtubule-based movement.
UCAUUAGCCAUAAAGAGUCUGUCACACGUGUUAUUACUUAGCCGUGCUUGGAGUUAUAGGACUUUUCCAGCUACCCUUUCCCACCGAAACGGGACACUUUCCCUCGAAAAACGCCUUUCAAAGCUCCAAUUCAUAUGCACCACUCCAUUACUCCCGACCCAAAUGCUCCAAUUCUCCCCCUGAGCACCACUAAUGAGCUCUAAGCAGACCACCAUGCGUUGGCCACACAAUGCCACACCGCCGCGUGGCCCCAACUCCCCCAUGGGGUUCACUAGCCGGCAAAUCAAAACAUGGAACACCAAAGCAUUAAAAACAUUAACAGUCGACGUGCGACAACAACCGAAGACAAAGUCACUGAGCCACCGAACCACUGCACCACACAACCACCCAGUUGAAUGGCCCACACCCAACCAUUCGGAAUACCACCCACAUGCCGCCCCACAUCCAGUUGAUUCAGAAGUCCUGUCCACUUGCCUUCGUGUCGUGUCUGCCGGCAAUUUACACAAAUUCAAUAAACGACCAAAGCCCGUCGUAGUGGAAUUCAAAACAAGAACUGGUGGUGGUUUAAAUCGGACUCAAGUGGGUGGUGCAUUAAUGGGCGCUCAUUAAAGUGCUCAAAUCGAUUUUCGGCAUUAUCAAAUUAACUGCCUUCAAAAUAGGCAACGAAUUAUCAUAACUUAUAAAUUAUAUAUUUCAUUCGGAAUUAAGUUUAUCUAUAAUACAUUAAGACUAUAAUCAGUUUAUAUAGAAAAUAGAAAUAUAUGUAAGUAGUAUGAUGAUGUCAAUGGCGCCAAAGGAAAAUUAAUAUAAUAUAUGUAAGUGCAUGUUUUCGCAAGGAGUUCCUUUAACAUCUUACAACAUAUAUAUAUUUUUCAAGCGAUCGCUAUUAUAAUUUUUCCCAGUGUAUCGAAUGACACCCCAUCACUCAAUUCGAACGCCCAUCUUUGUUGACAUUCAAGGCCUGUAAUUUGUGUACAUAUUUGAGGAGCAAGUGCCGCGGAAGCUUGGUCUUUUUGUUAUGGGCUGUUCCAUCACAAAUGCAUGGCACCUGAAUGGGAACAUGGAAUUAAAAUGAAUAAUCAAACCCGUUGGCACUCAAUAAGUCCCACGUUUUAUAAUUGAGCACCUCUUAGGCAAAUGAAAUUAAUUAUGGCUUUGGGGAAGCGACAGUUGGCUGCGGGGCUAUGGAAGUUUUCCUUUAUACGAGUGACAGGUGUUGGGUGUUUGGGGUCAGAAGUCACAACAUGUUAGGCACACGGACACUGAUUAUGGAUUAGCGUGAAUGGAUUGACACUUCUAUUUCCGGCAACACUUUCAUUUAAUUUGAAUUUUAUGCACUUCUAUUUAAUCAUACGAAUAAGGAAAAAUUGGUAGUUCCUGAAUUCAAGAAUCCAUAUAUGAUUUGAAAUAUAUGAUUAGAAAUAUUGAAGCUGUUGUAAUAUGGAUAUCAUUGUGUAAAAUAUUAUUUUACAACAUUAUUUUUUUCGAGAUCCAUCAACUUUUUAUUGGAAUUUUGAUCCAUAACUUGAACCUUUGAAGGUUAAUAGACUCUUAAGGAUUUCGGGGUUCCCAGUUGAGGUACAGUUCCCUCUUGAUGACCAUCGAACUGCUCCAUUUGAUUUGCAUGCGGAGACACGCAGGCACUUUUUGGGUGUUCAAGUUCACGGCUUGAUUUAUGGCCCACGCCAGCUCCUUUAGCUCCUUGAGUUCUUUGGGCCACAGGUAAACAAGAGCCAUGGGACUCCAAGGACCCUCCUCCACAGAGAAAUUCCCUGUAAAGAGGCGAGACCUUGGCGCGCAAAUUCACAAGUCCAUUAGGAGUUCGUUGGGUGUUUCCCGCGCUGAUGGCAGUUUUACGAUUGUUGACAACAAGUUGACACGAUUUGUAAUGGUCCUGUCCAGGUCAGGUCAUCAACCAGACCAGGCGGCACGUGGCUGCACAAGGACUACCCACCCACAUAUCCAUUGCUAUUUGCCAUUUAUCUGAAGGAUCGCAGUGAUGGCGGCCAGUGCUGGAGCGAGCAGCUGGUCGGGCAGCAGUGGGGGCAGCAACUCCUCCCAAGGACGAUCCAUUGCUACAGCUCAACCGGCGCAGGAGGAGAGAUUAGUGGUGGCAGUUCGGGUUCGACCCAGUAUGGAGGCCACGGAACGCUGCAUCGAAGUCGUCUCCGGCGGAUCACUUCUGUACGAUGAUGGCGGAAAGAGUCGUCCACGGCAGUAUUCGUACGAUCAUGUAUUCCGCGAGAACGAUAGCCAGGAGCAGGUUUACAAAACGACUACGGCUCCCUUGGUCAGGGAUGUCCUGAACGGUCUGAAUGCGGCCGUUUUCGCCUAUGGAGCCACGGGAUCCGGAAAGACGCACACCAUGCUGGGACCUGUGCCGCGCAAGAAACCGCAGACCAGCGAUCGCGCCCCACCCACCGCAUCCUGUGAUUCCACAGACGUAAGCAGCCAGGACAUCGGGCUAAUGGUGCGCGCCAUAGAAGAUAUAUUCAGUCACAUCGAGUCAGCGGAGGCGGAUUCGUGUCGCGUUUCCAUAUCCUACCUGGAGAUAUACAACGAGCUUAUAAGGGACCUCCUUAAUCCUGGAGGACCCUUGGAGCUGCGAGAGGAUCAUCGUGGCCAGCGUAUCACCGUGGCUGGUCUCUCGGAGAUUACCACUUCCAGCAGAAAGGAGGUUGUGAGUCUGUUGCUCAAGGGAAACAAGGCCAGGACCAUGGAGCCGACGGCCGCGAAUCAAACCUCCUCACGCAGUCACGCCCUUCUGAGUAUUAUGGUUCAGGCAAGGACGCCUCUGGGCACCAAGCAAGGACGACUCUUUCUCACCGAUCUGGCUGGAUCGGAGCGGGCUAAGAAAACAAAGAAUAGGGGUAAACGACUGCAGGAAGGUGCCCACAUAAACCGAAGCUUGCUGGCGCUGGGCAACGUUAUCAAUGGACUAUCCGGCGGAGCUAGGUAUGUCAACUACCGCGACUCCAAGCUAACCAGGCUGCUCAAGGAGGCGCUGAGUGGUCGCUGCAAGACCGUAAUGAUUGCCCAUGUUGCACCGGAAAGUAAGCACCGCGAUGAGACCAAGAACACUCUGGUUUACGCCGAUCGAGCUAAUAGCAUCACCACCAAGCUCCAGAACUCCGUGUACAUCGAUGAGUUCAAGGACUUUCCCACCAAACACUACCAAAGUCUCGUUUCGGAGCUGCGCGAAGAAGUAUCACGUCUGCGAACCAAGAUGCUAACCGAAAGGCCUCGGAGUGGAGCAGCUGCAGCAGCGGCAGCCGCAGCAGCUUCUGGCUCUGCUGGAGCCGCCGGAUCUGGAGCUGGAUCGGAAGCUGUACAGGAACAGGACGAACAGCGCAAGACGGAACUCCGUUACCUGCGCGAACAGAUCGUUCUCACCUUUAAGCAGCAGAUGAAACUGCGCAGGAAACUCCUCGAGGCCGAGAGCCAUCUACUGGGCUUGGAACUGGACGCUGAGCGGCAGCAUUUGAUUAUCUCCCACUGGCAAGGACGCAUUGGGAAACUAUAUGACGCAAUAGGCGAUGACGACAUUGAAUCAGAGGGAUCGGUGGCUUUGAAAAAUGCCUGGGGAGAACUGGCGGCCAUAGAGAAGGAAACUCGCCGCUACAAGGAAAUCCGCGAGAGGACGGAGCACGAACUGGAGCAAUGCCGCCAGAAGGGAGUCAAACUGGAGGAUGAACUUCCGGAGCGCAUUAGCAGUGAUGAGGAACGCGAACUGCUAGCCCUGCUCUGCCGCGUCCACGAGUUGGAGGCGGACAAGGUAUCCCUGCAGGCGGAGCGGCUGGCUCGCCAAGCGGAGCUGCGCAGGCGUGACCUUCAACUGCUUAGGGCAGAAAGACAGCGACGCCUCUGCGAGGACAUCAUAAGCUCCCAGAGGAGGCUCAUCGAAGAGGGCAACGUGGAUCUGCCGGAUGAGUUGCGGGAGCUUUAUGGGCUGUACCAGCAGGAGAUACAUGCUGGCGUGGUCACACCCAGCACCAGCAACAACGAACGGAAACUACCUCCCAUCUAUACUGCGGGAUCUGACUCACCCGGCUCCAGUUCCAGUUCAGAGUGGUCGCCGGCCUCGCCCCUGCCUCAAAUCGACAACCAGAUGGAUCCUGUCGACCGAGUCAUGGGCCCACCCGUCAAUCCGCGUCUGCCCCGGCUUUCCGCAGCCACAAGUGCGAAUAUUCUAGCCGGAGGACCACGGCGCCCUUCGUUAAGGGUGGCCAGGAAUCCACAUCCACAUCCGUAGGAUUAACGGUCACUAGUGGAAAGGAAGGUGCUCAGGAAUAGUUGUAACUAAGGCGUAGGAUUCUUAGUAAGGGGACUCGAAUGUCUGCUCAAAUUUACUUAUUGUGUUAUAUCUUUCCAUCCCAGGCACUUAAAUAUGUUAUGCAUGUAUCCAAUAAAAAUGUAAGCUUUAAGGAUUUAACAAAUUUUUAAAAUAUAAAUAUUGAUUCAGCUUGGAAUUAGCUGAAAAACUA